CACGCACGCACGCACGCAUACAUACAUACUCGCUCGCUCACUCAUCCACUCAUUCACUUUCCUUCUCACUCUAACACGUAUAAUAUAUAUGUAUAUAUAAAGAAAGACCGUUCGUCUAAUUUGUGAAGUCCGUUAAUAACCGUUCGGUGUUCCAUUAAAUAACGUUCCAUAGGCCGCUCGUGCGGCUCGGUAUGGGUAUCUGUUUCUGCUUAAAUUAGUGCACAGUGCGUGCCACAGCCUUACUCAACUCUACUCUUCGCUCCUCGUCUAACCAAAGCCGAAUCAUUAUGCCAGUGAUAAUACGUCGUUGCCUGUUGCUGUCUCGCUGUUACGCGUUCGAUAUCAAAGGGAAAGAAUGUUUCCACUCGAAGAAGUCCGACUUAUGUUUUAUUGGUGCAAUUAUGUUGGUGAAACCAAUUUGAUAAUAGAGAUAGUCGACUGAUAGAGAUGACAUGCAAAGAAGAAGACAGGUGUAUUCGAAUAAAAAGUCGUCGAUUUUGUACGAAUCAAAUCUAACGAAAGAGGUUUACGAAGUAAUAUUGUGAUUCGUUGUUAUCUUUAUGAGUUUACCAAGGACAAUAUUCUAAUGUUCUUUGAUGCAACGAGGUCAGUUGAGAGAUAUUUCCUCCUGGAUGACUCGUCUGUUUCCUGAACCCAGCGAGAGAAUGGAGGCUUUUAAGAUGUUUGGAUCGAAAACAAGUUGUCCUACCAGUACAUUCUAUACGGAUUUAGAGAUAACCGAAAGCAAAGAAGUAAUUACAGAAGAAUACGAAGAAAAACAAUGUUCUAAAACUUCUCCAUCAUUGAAGCAACAGAGUGGAACUAACGAAGAUGGAAACUCUCAAGAUUCGGAUAUACAAACGAGCACGGAAGAUCAGCAAUAUUCAAGAUGUUCCUUUCAUAGAAUCGCAAGUUUUGGAGGCUUUCCAAGGUUUCAACCGUUCGUUAUGUCAGCCUCUUCCCCAGCAGCAUGCAUCGACAUCGAUAGCAGUGAAGAAACAUCCAAAGAAACUUCCUAUGUUACAAUGUCGCACAGUGUUUUAGAGUACAGAAGUAGCAGGUAUGCAGCAUCAGAAAGAAAUUCUCAUCAAUACACGUUAGAUCCGUAUGCUAUCAGCGAAUCUGAAAGCGAAGAGGAAUCAGAAGAGACUAGAUCUUCUGAAACAGAAUCUAUUAUCGUUUUGGAUCAAACGGACGAAUCUACAUCCGAGCCAAAAUUACGUGUACAAAGAAGUUCUCCUGAUUCAAAAAGGAAAAAGGCACGUUGUGUAGCAGAGGAGUUAUUAGCAACGGAAAAGAAAUACGUUAACAUACUACACCUCAUCGAUCAAGUAUUUCAAUUCAGAAUUGAUCAAGAAAAUAGAGCUCAUCCCAUGUUUCCACCUGAAACGGUUCAACACAUGUUUUCAAAUAUCAAGUCUAUUUACAAAUUUCACAAUGACUUUUUAUUACCUCAGUUGGAAGAAAGGAUGCAAUGCUGGGAUUCUAAACCUAGGAUUGGAGAUAUCAUGAAGAAUUUUGCACCUUUUUUAAAAAUGUACACAGAGUAUGUAAAAAAUUUUGAUUACGCAAUGAACCUGAUAAAUACGCUGCAAAGCAAAGUCGCAAGAUUUGCAGCAAUAAUUAACGAUAUACAAAAAUUGGAUGAAUGCGCUAAAUUAUCACUGCCACAUCAUAUGUUAAGUCCAAUACAAAGAUUACCAAGAUAUGAAUUACUUCUUAAAGAUUAUUUAAAAAAUCUUACUGAAGAAAAUUCAGAUUAUGAAGAUACGAAAAAAGCUUUAGAAUUAGUAUCUACGGCUGCUAAUCAUACAAACGAAGCAAUGAAAAAAAUAGAUAAAUUUAAGAAACUUUUGGAAAUACAAGAAAGUAUAUAUGACGCGACCGAUCUAGUCAGUGCAACACGCGAGCUCAUUAAAGAAGGUCGUAUUGUCAAAAUUUCGGCGAGAAGUGGUGAUCACCAGGAUAGACAUUUGUUUUUGUUUAGCGAUCUAUUGUUACUGUGUUCAUUAAGACUGAUACCUGGUCCUCCAUAUCGUUUACGAGCCAAAUUUUUAAUCGAGGAUUUACAAGUAAUCGAAGGUGAUAAUUUAGAAACAGCAAAUACUUUUUAUAUUAGAGAUGAAAAUAAAAGCGUGGAGUUGUAUACGCAUUCAGCGGCAGAGAAAGCUUCGUGGUUAGACGCAUUGUUACAAACCAUGCAGGAAAUAAUGAGACGUAAAGCUAGUUUGAAAACUGGCAAUGCCAAAACAUCUUUAGUUAAAGCUGACGACGUGACUAGAUGUAUGGUUUGCGAAGUAAUUUUUUCAGUCAUGAAAAGGAAACACAAUUGUAGAGCAUGUGGAAUUGUUGUUUGUAGUAAAUGUUCAAAUCAAAAGUUAUUAUUCGAAGACAAUAAGAAUAUGAGAGUAUGUAGACUAUGUCACGCUGCUCUAACUCAACCUCUUAGCAAAUCUCCGUCGUCUCCGUCAGGACCAGUGCCAAGCUUGUUACAAGUUUCAGCAAGCGCAUCAUCAGUAUUGUCCGGUUAUCUUUUAUUGAAAACUCAAGCAAGCAAACCUUGGACCAGACGAUGGUUCGCGUUGCAUAUCGACUUUGUUUUAUAUUCUUUUAAAUCGGAAACAGAGAGUAUGGCCAUGACAGCAACACCUAUGCCAGGUUUCAUGGUAACGGACGGUGCAAUGUUAACAGACGAGGAUCCUUUAAGUAGCAAGGAUCGUAUAAGAGCAUUUAAAAUGCAUCACUCUAGAAAAUGUUAUUACCUGCAAGCUUCUUCCGAAAACGACAAAGAAAAAUGGAUGCACGCAUUGCAAUUAGCUACAAAAGCUGAACUACCUCAUCUGACCGAGAUUGAAACCGAACACGCACAAGAAUGUCAAUCGUUAAACGAUAUACAAUGAAAAUUUAUAUCUUCGCAUCUACGAACUAGCCAAUUUUGUACUAUCCUUCUCGUAAAUUAGGUAAUAGGAAUCUGUAAAAUAAUCGUUAGUUAGCUAUAUUUAAAAAAAUGACGUUAACUUAUGUUAUAUAUAUAUAUUGUUAUUAGUGUACACUACGAUCGAGUCAAUAGCGAGACGAACGCUGUCAUGACGCUUGUUGUUUUGUAAUGUUCUGUUAUAGUAUAUUUAUAAAAAUAUAUAUGUCGUUUAAAUACCAA
Vespula pensylvanica (western yellowjacket) is the source of this 3157-nucleotide messenger RNA. Its product is annotated as FYVE, RhoGEF and PH domain-containing protein 4-like. Gene Ontology annotation, cellular component: cytoplasm. The coding region runs from base 597 to 2900 and encodes 767 amino acids. Gene Ontology annotation, biological process: cytoskeleton organization; filopodium assembly. The record is from RefSeq and is a predicted model, not a curated record. The transcript is spliced from 8 exons. Lineage: Eukaryota; Metazoa; Arthropoda; Insecta; Hymenoptera; Vespidae. Gene Ontology annotation, molecular function: metal ion binding; guanyl-nucleotide exchange factor activity.